GGUAGAAUCUGGCAUUCGUACCAAAUUCAUCGGAAUCAAUUGAACUCAGCUCAUUUACAGAUCUUCGAUUCGAUUUUCUUCAAUGGGGAAGGUUACUGUGGGUGUGGCGGUCGUCGGUGCCGCUGCAGUUUGCGCUGCCGCGGCUUUGAUUGCGCGCCACCGGAUGCGGAGUUCGAGUUUGUGUGUGAAAGCUGCGGAUAUUUUGAAGGAAUUGGAAGAGAAAUGUGCGACUCCGGCUGCGAAAUUGAAGCAGAUUGCGGACGCCAUGACUGUUGAGAUGCAUGCUGGACUCGCGUCGGAAGGUGGGAGCAAACUCAAAAUGCUCAUCAGCUACGUCGACAAUCUUCCCACUGGCAAAGAGGAAGGAGUGUAUUAUGCAUUGGAUCUUGGGGGAACAAAUUUUCGGGUUCUUCGGGUGCAGUUGGGAGGGAAAUCCGGUAUUGAAUUUACGGAGUUUGCAGAGGUGACAAUCCCGCCUCAAUUGAUGAUCGGAACUCCCGAAGCACUUUUUGACUACAUCGCGUCAGAACUCGCUAAAUUUGUGAGCGAUGAAAGUGAAAAGUUUUGGCUUCCUCCGGGCCGACAAAGGGAGUUAGGUUUCACCUUCUCGUUCCCGGUGAUGCAAUUGUCUAUUGAUUCGGGGACUCUUAUUCGGUGGACAAAAGGCUUCUCUAUUGACGAAAUGAUUGGUAGGGACGUGGUUGCGGAAUUGACAACCGCAAUGAAAAAACGUGGCAUUGAUAUGUCUAUUUCUGCUUUGGUAAAUGAUACGGUUGGAACAUUGGCCGGAGGUAGAUAUGAAAAUAGUGACGUUUGUAUUGCCGUGAUCUUGGGUACCGGAAGCAAUGCCGCCUAUGUGGAACGAGCUCAGGCUAUACCAAAAUGGCAUGGUCCACACCCUAAAUCCGGAGAGAUGGUGAUCAACAUGGAGUGGGGUAACUUCAGGUCAUCACAUCUUCCCUUAACGGAGUACGACAACACCUUGGAUGCUGAAAGUUUGAACCCCGGGGAACAGAUAUUUGAAAAAAUGAUUGCCGGGAUGUAUCUUGGAGAGCUUCUUCGUAAAGUUCUCCUUAGAAUGGCGGAUGAAGCUGCCCUUUUUGGUGAAACCGUUCCACCCAAACUAAAAACUCGAUUCAUAUUGAGGACGCCCGAAAUGUCCGCAAUGCAUCAUGACACGUCUGCCGAUCUCAAGGUGGUCGGGAACACAUUGAAAGACAUAUUGGGGAUAUCAGAUACGUCUCUGAGCACGAGAAAGAUUGUGGUCGAGGUUUGCAACAUCAUCGCGACACGAGGAGCACGACUAGCAGCUGCCGGGAUUUUGGGGAUUCUGAAGAAAAUGGGAAGAGACACAGUUAGAGACGGAGAGGUCCCAAAAACGGUGAUUGCGAUGGACGGAGGGUUGUAUGAACACUAUACCGGAUACCGAAACUGUCUUGAGAACACUUUGCAUGAAUUGGUGGGAGACCAACUUUCGCAACACAUUAAGCUUAUACUCUCCAAUGAUGGCUCAGGAAUAGGUGCCGCCCUUCUUGCCGCUUCUCACUCCCGCUACGUCUAGAUUCACGGUGGCAAACAUUCGGUAUUUUUUUGUUCGAGAGCUCGUGCCGAUCGCGUCUACGAGUCCGGAAUCCGAUUUAGUCUCAUAUUUCUUGAUUAGUUUAGGAAUGGAGAAAAGGGUUUAAUUUGAUCUUGGUUUCCAUCCCCAAGGGCUCAAGGUGUAUGAACUAUGUUAGCACUUGGAUCCCCUUCUUGGGCCCCUUGUUGAUUCUUUCUAUUUGGAGCUAAUUAAUGGUUAAUAAA
Messenger RNA from Cynara cardunculus var. scolymus (artichoke), 1803 nucleotides. Its product is annotated as hexokinase-1-like. Gene Ontology annotation, molecular function: glucokinase activity; ATP binding; D-glucose binding. Bases 83 to 1561 code for a protein of 492 amino acids. Lineage: Eukaryota; Viridiplantae; Streptophyta; Magnoliopsida; Asterales; Asteraceae. The record is from RefSeq and is a predicted model, not a curated record. Gene Ontology annotation, cellular component: cytosol; mitochondrion. The transcript is spliced from 10 exons. Gene Ontology annotation, biological process: glucose 6-phosphate metabolic process; intracellular glucose homeostasis; glycolytic process.